AUGAUUGACGGCGGGGAGCCUGCCAUCGCCGGCCACUUCUACCGCAUCCCCCGCCUCUCGGGACGGAUUGUGGGCCUCUGGCCGCAGAGGAUCAAUGGAAACAAAGGUGGUCGUCCUUGGCACGCCCACCUGCUCUUCGGGUUCGCCUUCGCCGUGGUGCUGAUGGGGGCGGUGGGCGAGGUGAGCUACGGCUGUGUGCACCUGGACAACCUGGUGGUGGCCCUCGAGGCCUUCUGCCCCGGAACCACCAAGGCGGUGUGCGUGCUCAAGCUGUGGGUCUUCUUCCGCUCCAACAGAAAGUGGGCGGAGCUGGUCCAGCGCCUGCGGCUGAUGCUCUGGCAGGCGCGGCGGGAGGAGGGCCAGCGGAUGCUGGUCCAGCUGGCCACCACCGCCAACCGGUGGAGCCUGCUGCUCCUCAGCUCCGGCACGAUGACCAACACCGCCUUCAACCUGCAGCCGCUGAUUAUGGGUCUGUAUCGCUGGCUCGUCGAGCUGCCGGGCCAGGUGGAGCUGCCCUUUAACAUCAUCCUGCCUUCGUUCGCCGUGCAGCCAGGACUCUUCCCGUUCACCUACAUGAUGCUGACCGCUUCCGGGGCAUGCACCGUGUUCGCCUUCAGCUUCGUGGACGGCUUCUUCCUCUGCUCGUGCCUCUACAUCUGCGGCGUCUUUCGGCUGGUGCAGCAGGACAUUCGCAGGAUAUUCGCCGAUUUGCAUGGCGAUUCAGUAGAUACCUUCACGGAGGCCAUGAACGCGGAGGUGCGGGAAAAACUGGCCAAAGUCGUCGAGCGGCACAAUGCGAUUAUCGAUUUCUGCACGGACCUAACACGCCAGUUCACCGUUAUCGUUUUAAUGCAUUUCCUGUCCGCCGCUUUCGUCCUGUGCUCCACCAUCCUGGACAUCAUGUUGAACACGUCGUCGCUGAGCGGCUUAACCUACAUCUGCUACAUCAUCGCGGCCCUAACGCAACUAUUCCUCUACUGCUUCGGCGGCAAUCACGUUAGCGAAAGUAGUGCUGCUGUGGCGGACGUGCUGUACGACAUUGAGUGGUACAAAUGCGAUGCGAGGACUAGGAAAGUGAUUUUAAUGAUAUUGCGGCGUUCGCAGCGGGCAAAAACAAUUGCGGUGCCGUUUUUUACGCCAUCACUGCCGGCUCUUGGUUCAAUACUCAGCACAGCCGGCUCAUAUAUCACGCUGCUGAAGACGUUUCUGUAA
Messenger RNA from Drosophila ficusphila, 1212 nucleotides. It is a transcript of the gene Or22c, whose product is annotated as odorant receptor 22c. The coding region runs from base 1 to 1212 and encodes 403 amino acids. NCBI's taxonomy places the organism in Eukaryota, Metazoa, Arthropoda, Insecta, Diptera, Drosophilidae. Gene Ontology annotation, cellular component: plasma membrane. The transcript has 6 exons. Gene Ontology annotation, molecular function: olfactory receptor activity; odorant binding. Gene Ontology annotation, biological process: detection of chemical stimulus involved in sensory perception of smell; sensory perception of smell. The record is from RefSeq and is a predicted model, not a curated record.